Messenger RNA from Mycena citricolor, 2515 nucleotides. Lineage: Eukaryota; Fungi; Basidiomycota; Agaricomycetes; Agaricales; Mycenaceae. The record is from the annotation of a GenBank genome assembly.
AAGCAUCUCUUCUCGACUUUCUUCCCGGACAAGUUUUCGGACUGCCGUUUGAAAUCAAUGGCGGAACGCGCUCCUGAAGAUGCCCGCCCAGAUAACACUGCUGCCGCAUCGUCCUCUUCUUCGCCAUCUAAGUCCGCCAUCUCUUCUCCUCCCGUGAAAGAGGGUUCGCCUAUGACCCCGGCUUCACUUUCCGCCUCAUUUGCGGAAUUCAACACCAGUGUGCAAGCGGCUGCACUGCAAGCCACACGGAGUGCAGCUGGCUUGCCCUCCGACAUUGGCUUUCACAGGUCGAUUGACCGCGAGCUUGCCGACGAUCUCGACGCGUUUUCGGCGCGUGUUCUGUCGCUAACGAACAAUCUAUUGGCAUUGGCUGCGACUGCUGAGUCAUCUUAUCGCGGCAAGGGAAAGGCGAAGCUGAAAACCUGUGACGACGUCGUCGAUGAUUUCCAUUCGUUGGUGGUGGAUUCCAUGGACCGGUUGCUGGAACGAACUGAUACAUGUCUUGAUGAUUUCCUGGGCCGUAAUAAAGUGCCUGUCGUUGCAAUUGACGCUGACGCUAUCCGCAAAACCCAAAAGCCUGUCGCGGUGAAGGGCGGGCGUCUGGACCCAGCAGUGCAGCACGCAGCUAGUCUCGUCAAACCGCAGCUGGCAUUCAAGCACUUAGUCAAAAACACCGACGAGCCGUGGUAUCCAGCUCUUUCGCACAAAUUCAACGCUCAAGUGCCGUUGGGUCAUAUCUUCGAAGACGCAGAAAGCGAUACUAUAAUGAAGCAUCCGUACCGAUACGAAAUCACGCACACGCCCUAUCCGCAGCGCAUGUUCCAAGAGGCCACACCCAUCCCCCCCACGUCUUUUGGAUCGACAUCAGCUACCUGGGUGUCCACUCCCGAGGCGUUGGCGGCCCUGGUGAACGACCUGCGUCGUGCGAGUGAGAUCGCCAUUGACCUUGAACACAACGACUAUCGGACAUAUGUGGGGAUGGUAUGCCUGAUGCAGAUCAGCACCCGCACUCAGGACUGGAUCGUUGACACGUUGGCCCUGAGGGCCGAGUUGGCGACAGGUGAAUUGAACGAGGUUUUCACUGAUCCAAAGAUCGUCAAGGUGCUUCACGGUGCUGAGAGCGACGUAGUUUGGCUGCAGAGAGAUUUUAAUCUUUACUUGGUCAAUCUAUUCGAUACCUUCCAUGCCUCGAAGUUGCUUGAGUUCCCUCGGCAUGGACUAGCAAACUUGCUGGAGAUGUAUUGCGACUUUACACCGGACAAGCGGUACCAGCUCGCUGACUGGCGUAUACGCCCAUUGCCCGACGACAUGUUGCAGUAUGCUCGAUCUGACACGCAUUUCCUCCUGUUCAUCUACGACAACUUGCGCAAUGCCCUUCUAGAUCGAGCACGAUCCCGUCCGUCAUCCCCUUCGCCGAAUACGUCCUCUACUAGCAGUGAACACUCGCUUGUUCGACAGGCACUCACGCGCUCCGAAGAAACUGCGCUGCGAAUAUACGAGAAGGAGAUUUAUGAUUCGGAACGCGGGUCAGGGCCUGGUGGCUGGGACUCCCUCGCUCGAAAAUGGAACAAGGGUGCAUUGGUCGCUGCUGCGGAGACACCCACUGGCAAAGAAACGCUCCAGCGGGCAGUCUACCGAUGUGUUCAUGCUUGGAGAGACCGAAUCGCUCGGGAAGAUGAUGAGAGUGUCCGAUAUGUGCUUCCGAACCAUUUCCUGUUCCAGCUGGCAGAACAGCCCCCGUCCGACAUGGGGUCGCUGUUGAAAUUGUUCCAGUCUGUGCCUCCCGUUGUGCGGAGGAGGGCGAAAGAACUGCUGGAUGAGAUCGGGGCUUGUGUUGAUCAGUAUAGGUCAACUCCUGCUGCACCCGUUGAGCCGAGAAAGGAUGUUGUCAUGGAGCAAGCACCACUGGCACAAGAAGUCCGAGCUCCCGUUCAAUCGAGCCUGUUUGGUGCUGCUGUCGUCAAUGCCUCAAACGUCACAGCCUCUAGCUCCCUCUUCGGAGACAAGGCCGGUCCGAGAACUGUCGCACUGACCUCCCAGUUCCGGGAAGUGCUAUCUCGGAUCCAUAACAAGCUUGUCGUCAUUCCUGCCAUGCCUGUGGUCCAACCCGAUCCGGAGCCAGUUGCCGACCCUGCAUUGGGCAUGCAGGUCGAGAUGCCUUACGUUCCUCCGGCACAACGGGCGAUCCGACCCGUCGUCGACGAGUCGAUCGUCGUUGUCGGGCAGGCUCGUCAAAAGAAGCGGAAGCGCACCAAGACUGAGACGGGUGGGCAACAGGACGCUGUAGAGAAGACAGAUCCGCAGGAAGAAUUCGACUUUUCUGCGGUGCCCAAUAUCCUGGACGAUGUGCCGAAUGACCAGGAUAUGAGGGUCAAAAAGAAGAAGAAAGGCGACAAGCGAGGGAAAGAUAAACCGAUGUAUGGAGAUUUCCCUGCGCCACCGAAAGCGCACAGAGACGUGAAAAGUGGCAAUAUGUCCCAUACUUUCAAGCGGUAAAUUCGGUGCCUACACAGUU